GUGUAAGAUUUAUGGUCAGCAAUUUUUAUGGAUAUAAAAUUAUCGAUCGAAUAAGGGACUUCCAUAGAGAGGAGCAGAUUAAUAGAAAGUUAGCAUCCUUGCCUCAUAUUUAUGCGUAAUGUUGGUAUAUAAAUUUACCUUAACUAAUCUCAUAUAUGUUGCGUAUUCAAGAUAGGCUAGUGCUGCCCCUUCUUAUGUAGAAUAUUGUUUAGUCUAUGGUUGUAACUAGAAACAAUUUGUCAAAUGUCUUCCGUAAAAAUCUGGUAAAAAUUAAAACGCAAGUCGUGUAUCAAGAUCGAAUUUAUUCCUUUGUUUACUUUAGGCUAAAGCUAAUGUAGUAUUACAUUAACUUUGCUUUACAUUUCAAAUUGAGAUUCGCUGCAAACAUAGAAUAAAAUUCAUAGUGAUAAUUUGAGUAGUCUGAAGAACAUUUUUGAAUAUUUAAGAAGAGGUUGCUUCACAAGUUUUACUUCACCAUUGUAUCUGCUACUACAUGCAUGUGUGGUCAGUACUCAGUACACUAAAAAUUCAAAUAAAUCAUGACCAUAUCAACAAGAACUCUCGUACAAAUUGCUGGAUGGGGAGGUGUUGUAGUUGGUACCACCGGAAUAUACUUACAAUACCGUUUAAUUGAUAACGUGCGAAGCUACGAUUACUAUAAGAAUGCAUUGAAAAAGUUACGGGCUCAUGCAGGCGCUGUUCAUUACUUAGGAGAACCCAUUAAAGAUAAAAGGUUCAAAUUAACUGACAAGGAAAAUAAUUUUUCAGAUGGCAAAGAUGCUAGAUUCCGUAUACCAGUAACUGGCCCUAAGGAUAAAGGUGUUUAUUAUUUUUGGGCAGUGAGAGAAAAUAACGAGUGGACAAUCACUAGAGCUGAGUUAGAAUUAAAGUCAAAACCAGAAGCUAGACUCAUUAUUGUAAUGUAAGACGGCAAAUAAUUGAAUAAUAUACAAGUAGCAAUCAAUAUUAGAAAUAUUAUGGAAAAUAAUAUUGUAUUAAGUUUGUAAUAUAUUUAUGUGUUGGACUAAUAUAUUUUAUUUAUGAUCCUAAGUCUUUAUACAAAAGGAAUAUAAAAUUAAACUUAAUAAUUAAUUACUUUAUGAAAUCUUAAAACCUUUAUGCAGAGCUGGAUUAUCUCUUAGGCAGAUUUGAUAAAUGUCAAAGGUCUCAAGAUCAGCUAGCGGUGCUGCACAUAAAAAAAAAUGUUUCCUAUAGUGAAAAUUCUAUUUUAAGUUAUGUGUUAACAAAUCCUUAAUGACUACUAUUAUUUUGAUUUGUUUUAUAUUUCAUGGUUUUGUUUCAAUCUUAAAUUAUGGAUGACAUUCAUAGGUGUAUACAUCAAUAGCAUUUAUUAUAAAAAAAAAAUGUGCUGUAGAUUUUUUAUUAUACUGAUGCUUGAACGGCAAUCAUAUCUAAGUGACAAUCAAUAAACUUUUAAGUAAAGCAAUUUAAAGUUUUCAUUUUAGUAAGAAAUUUCAUAACAAUUCAAUUAUUUACUUUCUUCUUAAAUAAAAGUCUACUAAGCAAAAAAAAAUCAUUGCUUUUUUUAACACAGGCCCAUCUCUAAAAUGAUUAGUUAUGCUCAUUAUGAGGUUCUAAACUGUGUUUAUUUUUAUGCAGCAACUUUAAUGUCAACUUAACAGAAUUAAUAAAUUACUGAAGAAUUAACUUAAUAGAAUGUGAAAUAAACACUUUACAACUUGAUGUAUGUUUUUCUAUGUUUGUUGGUUCUGUUAAGUAAUAAGCUGAGAAGUUGAUAUCAAAAAUGUUCAUUGGAAAUGCUAAAGAAAAGUUUAAUUUUCAUAACACCCUACUGUGUAUAGUUAAAGGUUUACAAAACAAAAAUAUCACAUUAGAUCUGCGAAACGAUGCCUACGUAUGUGGCACAAUUGAAACUGUUGAUGGCUUCAUGAACAUUUCAUUUUCAAAUGCUGUAUAUUGUGAUACUCAUGGUAAUGAGUUUUCAUUCGAGAACCUGUAUGUUCAAGCCAGAAAUAUAAGAUAUGUCCACAUUCCUGAAACUAUGCCAAUAAUUUCGACGAUAAAGAAUGAAGUGUGCAGACAAAGAGCACCAAGGCCAGCCAUUAAGGAAUUAGCUGCCAAUUCCAGGAAAAUGAAGAAAGCACUCAAACAACACAUGGAAAUUGUUGCAUCAUUGGAUACUGAAUAGUACUGCAAGUUUAACCUAUGUUUAUAA
Manduca sexta (tobacco hornworm) is the source of this 2197-nucleotide messenger RNA. RefSeq names its product U7 snRNA-associated Sm-like protein LSm10. NCBI's taxonomy places the organism in Eukaryota, Metazoa, Arthropoda, Insecta, Lepidoptera, Sphingidae. Gene Ontology annotation, biological process: mRNA 3'-end processing by stem-loop binding and cleavage. Bases 1766 to 2170 code for a protein of 134 amino acids. The transcript is spliced from 4 exons. Gene Ontology annotation, molecular function: histone pre-mRNA DCP binding; U7 snRNA binding. The record is from RefSeq and is a predicted model, not a curated record. Gene Ontology annotation, cellular component: nuclear body; cytoplasmic U snRNP body.